CUCGUGCAACGAGCACAGCACCACUCGGCACGCCAGCAUACAUUCUCCUCGGAGGCACAUCGGAUGUUGCCCCCUCCCCGCAUAUCUACUCAAGAGCGGGCAAACGAACCUCCCCCCGGGCACCACCUCGCGCCGCCUCCCCUCACCGACCCUACCCUAGGUUAGGCCGGCAGCACCCGCUACAACUAUGGCGGCCACAGAAUUGGAAUCCGCCAUAUCGGUACCGCGACCGCCAGCCAUCUCGGAAGCGGACAAGGCAAAGGUAGCGGCAGCGGCUAGCACACAGCAUCAGCAACAAGGCGGCGAUAUGGACGUCGACGACUCCCCUUGCUCGCAAGCUGUCGUCAAUGGCGCGACAGCUGCAAAGCACGCAGGCGCAACAGUCGCUCCAGCACUCAUCCCCGCGCCACCUAUUGCUCUGCAGCAUACAGGCCCAACACCCCGCGUCUACCUCGCGACGUACUCGUCUGUGCCCGUCUACGAGCUGACCGUCCGCGGGAUCGCCGUCAUGCGCCGCAGAGCUGACGGCUUCCUCAACGCCACCCAGAUCCUGAAGGUCGCCGGGAUAGAAAAGGGACGCCGAACCAAGAUUCUUGAAAAAGAGAUCCUCACCGGCGAGCAUGAAAAGGUCCAGGGCGGGUAUGGAAAGUAUCAGGGUACAUGGAUUCCACUCAAACGUGCACAAGAGCUGUCUGCUGCGUACAAUGUUGCGCAUCUGCUCAAGCCAGUUCUCGAAUUCGAUCCAGCAAGCGCAGCCAACCUGACGGCCGCACCCAAAGGCAAGCGGCCCAAUCCGAACGCGCCGUCUGCUCAGCGUCUCAACAAUAUCCAUUCCGCGUCCAGUGCUGCAGGGAGCACUCUUGUCGACGUCGCCGUGGACGCAGAAAGUGGCACGGGAGCAGUAGCCGGAGUAGGAGCCGCAGCUGGAACAGCGGCAGCGACAGGAUCAGGGGCAGUGACAGUGACAGUGGCAGGGGCAGGGGCAGGGGUAGCGACAGAUGUCGACGCAGACACAACAUCGCAGGAACCACGGCGUACUUCGCCAUCGGUCAUCACGAUGGAGAACGGUAGCAUAUACGGUCCCGGUGCUUCAGCUGGCACGGCUGGCGCACCGAGCCAGGCCCCUCGGUUUCUUCGGCUUCGGCCGCCCCCACCGCCAGCAGGUUCAUUGAACGACACCGACACAUCCGUCGCCAAUGGCUCCACCGGCACAGGUUCAGGCAUGUCGGCGGGAGAGGACAAUGCAGCAGCAGCAGCAGCGGGAAGUUUUACGCCAAACAAACGUGCGCGGUUCACCGCUCCGGGUGUCAGCAGGGAUCACGAGGCAAUGCAAGUCGACGGGCCGGACUCGGUAGUGGCCGCAGCGACCGAAGACAACGUGUUACUCAGCAAUACAGACGCAAUCGCGAACCCAUCGCCCGUGCGGGAUCUGAACAACCUCGGUCCGGCCGGUGGCUGUCUGCGGGCCGCGUCUGGCGGCCCCGCCGCGCUGGCUGGUGCGCAUGGGCGCUUCGGCGGUGCACAUGGCACAUAUUAUGGCGGCCAACACCACCAUGCGCGCUCGGCGCGCAUCGUCCUCGGGCCGCCAGAUCACCUCGCGCGCAGUGACGGCGGUAGCGGCGCGCGUUACGCCGAUCGCGCGCAGGCGUUCAAGGGUGUAGACGAAGCGCAGGAGCGGCCGCUCAAGGAGAUCCUCACGAACCUCUUCCUGGAAGAGGAACAUGCAGGCGCCGCCGCCGCGAAACGCAACGGGGCUGACGAUGUGACAGGCAGGGAUCACGAGUCCGACCUUAAGCAGUUGCUCGGGCGCAUGUCCGCCGCCAUCUCCCUCGGGCACGGGCAGAGCGGCGCAGCAUCCACACCCUCGUCAUCAUCAGCAGCACCAGCAUCACGAGUACCGUUCGGGAAUCCGGAUAACCCGAACGUGUCGGUCAACAUUGUCAUUGACGACCACGGCCAUACGCCGCUGCACUGGGCCGCGGCGCUAUCGAAGCUGCCGCUGCUGCGCACAUUGCUCGCACGGCCUGUCGAGCACGGCGGCGCGAACGUGCAUGCCGGUAACUUUGCCGGCGAGACGGCGCUGCACCGCAGCGUCCUCGUCACGAACAGCUACGAGGCGGGCACCUUCCCGAGCGUGCUCGCGCUGCUCGCGCCCAGCCUCAUGACGGGCGACUACAAGCGCAGGACAAUCCUGCACCACAUCGCCAUGGUCGCUGCACUCAAGGGCCGCGCCGCACCCGCGAGGUACUACCUCGCGUGCGUGCUCGAGUACCUCGCGCAGGCACAGCAGCAGCAGCCUGUGAAAGGCACCGCGGCUGCAGGGGCGUCCGCAAUGCCGAUCUCCAAACGCGACGCAGCAGCGCUGAUUGACGCGCAGGACGAGAGCGGGGAGACAGCGUUGGGCAUCGUUGCGCGCAUCGGCAAUGCGAGCAUGGUGCGCAUGCUGCUCGAGGUACGUGCACGCAAGGACAUCGUCAACCACUUUGGCAUUAGACCGAGCGAUUGGGGGCUCGAGCAGCAUCUUUCGGCCGCCCAGCAGCAGCAGCAGGGAGAAGACCCAGCGGUAGCAGCACCGGCCGGUAGCGCGGAAGGGGAGGCGACAAAGCUGGCGGGCGAAUUGGCCAAUCAUCGUGCGCACGAUAUCGUCGCUGCAAUCGCCAAGCCGCCGCGGCCGCCCAUGCAAAGGAGUCAGGACGUCCUUGGCGAGAUCCAAAAAGCUGUGGAAGAAGUCAAGCAGGUAUAUGAGGUCGAGAUGGCCGAGAAGCAGAAGAAGCUCGCCGCCGCGCAGGCGCAGCUACAGCGAGCGACGCGCGACCUCGCGAGCCGCCGACGGAUAUUCAGCGAGGUCCAAGCCAAAGUCGCGCAGCGCGACGAGCAUCGGAACAACAUCGCCAAUCUCAAGCGCAUGAUCGGCAGCCUGCGCGAAGCUGCGAUCGCACCCGGCGCACGCGCGGCUGCGAACGAGGCGUUCGUCGAGCAGCAAAUCGCAACGCUCGAAGUGGGCGGCAACGCUCCUGCCAAGGAGCUCGUGCGCUUGCGCUGGCUGUACGCCUGGCUCGUCGGCUCCAGCGGUGCGUUGGAGAAGCGCAUCGCGGCGGUGCAGCAGGAGGCCAAGACGAAGGAGGCGCAAUGCCGCAAAGUUGUCGCGAUGUGCUGUGGCGUCGAGGAGGACCGCGUCCUGGAGAUUCUUGACGACCUCGUCGUCGCCAUCGAGAGCGAUGGCGCCGAAAUGGACCUCUCGCGCGUCGCCGGCUUCCUAUCCAAAGUGUCGUCAUCAUGAAUCGACACGUGCGCGGAUUAUUGUCAUGCCCAAGGUCACGAACAGGCGCGACCAGGUUAGAAACUAUCAUCGCCAUCAUGGGGUUGCAUGCCCUCAUUGUGCGGGUGAUUUUCUGUAUACUACAUCACAUUCUUUCUAGUCAGAAACGCAUUUGCCACUG
This is a messenger RNA of Tilletiaria anomala UBC 951, 3440 nucleotides long. RefSeq lists its product as uncharacterized. The coding region runs from base 188 to 3280 and encodes 1030 amino acids. Lineage: Eukaryota; Fungi; Basidiomycota; Exobasidiomycetes; Georgefischeriales; Tilletiariaceae. The transcript is spliced from 3 exons. Gene Ontology annotation, molecular function: transcription regulator activity; DNA binding; protein binding. Gene Ontology annotation, cellular component: MBF transcription complex; SBF transcription complex. The record is from RefSeq and is a predicted model, not a curated record.